Messenger RNA from Tetrapisispora phaffii CBS 4417, 987 nucleotides. It is a transcript of the gene PET130, whose product is annotated as Pet130p. NCBI's taxonomy places the organism in Eukaryota, Fungi, Ascomycota, Saccharomycetes, Saccharomycetales, Saccharomycetaceae. The transcript has a single exon. The record is from RefSeq and is a predicted model, not a curated record. Bases 1 to 987 code for a protein of 328 amino acids.
AUGCGAUGCCUUAGUCUAAUAUUCAGUCGCUCUUUGGGUAAUCUAGCCAUAGACUAUUCAUAUUUGAAACAGGUUCAUGGAGUGUAUUGCAACGUUGUAACUCCAAAAACACCUGCUAUAUCAAUUGAGGAGUCUGAUAAUAAAUUAACAAAUGAAUAUAGCCUAGAAUUGCCAUUAGAAUAUAGAACCAACAUUUAUAAAACUAAAAAUUUAAAUUAUAAUCCUAUUAAUGCUGCUGCUGCAAAACUUAGAGGAAUACCUUCCCUAAUUCAUAGAAUUAGGUAUCAAGAGAAACUAUUUGCAAAGGAAGCAAAUGUGUAUUCCUGUGAUUACUUUUCUUUGACUUACUUUCCACCUAAUCAUUUUCUGUCACUAUUCAGAAAAUCGAAACCUUCCAUUUGUGUAUUACCAUUAAUGAAGCAACCUUUUAAUGGUGAAAUAGUACCCAAGGAUAUAACGAAUGACAAAACUUUAACUGAUGAAUUCUAUAAAAACUUUGAAAAACAAUAUCAGGCUAUAUUGAAGAAAUAUCCAUCGAUUAUACCAAAAGAUUAUGCAUUUAUUAGAAGGAACAUUCAGGUGAUGACGAAACGUACUUUUAUUGAACAAUGGUCAAAACUUAGUGGUGACAAAGCUAUCAGUGAACUAAUUGAAUAUGGUUCAGAAAGUUCUAAGGAAAAGUCGAUUUUUACUUAUAUAGAUGGUGAUGGGAACUCCUUAAAAGGUGUAGCUAAAGAUGGAUAUUAUCAUUAUCAAAUAUUCAAAUAUCCUAGCCCUAAUGAGCAUGAGCUAUUCAGGGAUAAUAUUAAACGUAGUGUUGAUGUAGUUGCAAAGUUAGUAUCAAUAGAUAACAAAAAAGAAGACAAAAAUCAGAAGAAAAUUGAUUGGGUAACCAGAGAUAAUGAUAGGAUAUCUUUAAAGAAAAUAAAUUCAUUGCUUCGACAGCAUGAUCUACCUUUACUGAUAAGAAAUAAAGAGAAACCAUGA